Messenger RNA from Rotaria sordida, 795 nucleotides. The record is from the annotation of a GenBank genome assembly. Lineage: Eukaryota; Metazoa; Rotifera; Eurotatoria; Philodinida; Philodinidae.
AUGUUGGGUGUUUUAAUUGAUCAUAUCUUUAUUCGUGAAGCUUUUCUAUGUAAAUCAAAUUGUACGUCAUACACACCAUCGAUAAAAAAUCUAAUAGAAAUUCCAUUUCAAGUAUCAUCCAAUAUUCAAAUUAUUAAUUUAAAUCAACCGAUUAAUGCUGAUUUUAAAUGUAUAAAUACCAAAAAGCUUCUUGAUUUUAUCAAUACUACUAUAUGUUUACAUGAAACCAAAAAUGAAAUAUAUGUCAGUAAUUCAUUCCAGAAUACAACUUCCAUUUGGGAAGAAGAAGGAGUAAUACGUAUACUUCAACUUCUUAUUCGUCAUCCACAUUUUGAUUUUAUUGAUAUUGGAGCAAAUAUUGGUACUUAUACAAUGUAUGCUGCUGCUUUAGGUCGAUUUGUAUUAGCUAUUGAUCUUUCUAAAAAAGUACUUACUAAUCAAAAUAUAAUAAAGGAUCCAUAUAUAGUUAAAACAAUAACAUUUGAUGAAUUACUGCCGAUAUUAGUUGCACGAGGUGUUCGUGGAGCAAUUAUAAAAAUUGACAUAGAAAGUAGUGAAAGCUUUGUUGUUGAAAGUGGAAGUCGAGUAUUUGAUGCAUUAGAAAUUCCAUUUGUACAAAUGGAGUGGAUACAUGUACGUUCGUACUUCGAUCGUGCUAAAGUUAUAAUAGAUUUUUUUGUGAAACGUAAUUAUGAUCCUAAGUCAUAUUCAUGUCAAUUGUUAAAUACAACUCAAUAUGCAACAUGGCCUUCCGACGUAUGUUGGAUAAAAAGAAAUGUUUCUAAUUUUUGUUAA